This is a messenger RNA of Populus euphratica (Euphrates poplar), 1229 nucleotides long. RefSeq names its product 40S ribosomal protein SA. The transcript has 5 exons. The coding region runs from base 116 to 1042 and encodes 308 amino acids. NCBI's taxonomy places the organism in Eukaryota, Viridiplantae, Streptophyta, Magnoliopsida, Malpighiales, Salicaceae. Gene Ontology annotation, cellular component: small ribosomal subunit; ribosome. Gene Ontology annotation, biological process: translation. Gene Ontology annotation, molecular function: structural constituent of ribosome. The record is from RefSeq and is a predicted model, not a curated record.
GUGGUAGCCGAAGCUUUCUGUCAGUCCCUUGCUCUCUUACAAUAAAAAACCCUAGCCCUCAUCUCUCUCUCUCUCUCUCUCUCUGACAGGCUGACACAAUCUCAAGCAGUAAACCAUGGCGACAGCAACAGGAGCAGCUGCUGCGGCAACAGCAAAGGCACUUUCGCAGAAAGAGCUAGACAUUCAGUUGAUGUUGGCCGCUGAGGUUCAUCUUGGCACCAAAAACUGUGACUUCCAAAUGGAACGUUACGUUUUCAAGCGCCGCAAUGAUGGAAUUUAUAUCAUCAAUCUUGGAAAGACAUGGGAAAAGCUUCUGCUGGCUGCUAGAGUUAUUGUGGCAAUUGAGAACCCCCAAGAUAUUAUUGUUCAAUCUGCAAGGCCCUAUGGUCAAAGAGCUGUCCUCAAAUUUGCCCAGUACACUGGUGCUCAUGCAAUUGCUGGAAGACACACUCCUGGUACCUUCACUAACCAGAUGCAGACUUCAUUCAGUGAACCUCAUCUUUUGAUCCUCACUGAUCCGAGGACUGAUCACCAGCCUAUCAAGGAAGCAGCUCUUGGAAACAUUCCUACCAUUGCUUUCUGUGACACUGACUCUCCGAUGCGGUAUGUGGAUAUUGGCAUUCCUGCUAAUAACAAAGGCAAGCACAGCAUCGGAUGCCUGUUUUGGCUGUUGGCAAGAAUGGUUCUACAGAUGCGUGGAACUAUUCCUCAAGGACACAAGUGGGAUGUUAUGGUGGACUUGUUCUUUUAUAGGGAACCUGAAGAAGCAAAGCAGCAGGAAGAGGAGGAAACAGUUCCAGCUGCUGAUUAUGCACUCCCUCCAGCUGACUACGGGGUUUCUGCUGGCGAAUGGAGUAGCACUAUAGCCGAUAGCCAAUGGACAGCUGAUGUUGCCCAACAACCCAUUCCUGCUGCCAGCUUAUUCCCAGACCAAGGUGGACUUUCUGUUGAAUGGGGUGCAGCUCCGGCUCCGGCUCCGGUACCCCUUUCAGCUACUGAACUUGAUGGUCCCGCCCCUGCUGCUACUGGCUGGGACAUUUAAAUUCCGCAGGAAUAUUCAUGCUCACAACAACCGUGUUUUGCACUUAUUCCGGAAUCAUGAGUGUAGUUUUUGUUGGGGGAUGGACAUGUCUGUCGGGGAGGGGGUAUCCAUAGCAAUGCUGUGUUUUGUCAUGUCAGUAUUUAAGCUUCUAUUAUCACCGUUGCCCCCCACUGUUAUUUACAUGUCC